This is a messenger RNA of Chrysochloris asiatica (Cape golden mole), 372 nucleotides long. RefSeq names its product urotensin 2 (gene UTS2). Gene Ontology annotation, biological process: blood vessel diameter maintenance; regulation of blood pressure. The transcript has 4 exons. Gene Ontology annotation, cellular component: extracellular region. Lineage: Eukaryota; Metazoa; Chordata; Mammalia; Afrosoricida; Chrysochloridae. Bases 1 to 372 code for a protein of 123 amino acids. Gene Ontology annotation, molecular function: hormone activity. The record is from RefSeq and is a predicted model, not a curated record.
AUGUAUAAGCUGGCCUCCUGCUUGCUUUUCAUAGGGUUUUUAAAUCCUCUCUUAUCUCUUCCUGUCACUGACUCCAGCGACAUGUCCCCUCAGCUCUCAGCUGGUGAAGAUUCAAGAUUGACUCUAGAUAUGCUGGAAAGAGCUUCCCUUCUGCGGAUGAGGCCAGAGAUGCUGAGUGCACAGAGAGGCAAUGGUCUUGGGGAAGCAGAUCCUAGUACCAACACUUUCAACCCAAGAGGAACUCCCAGAAAGUUUCAGGCUUUCUCUGAACAAGACCUGAAGGUUUUACUGAGUCACCUUUUGGCUGGAACCAGGAAACAGUAUAAGAAACAUGGGAUUCCCUCUGAAUGCUUCUGGAAAUACUGUGUAUGA